Molecule: messenger RNA, 3502 nt
Organism: Girardinichthys multiradiatus
Lineage: Eukaryota; Metazoa; Chordata; Actinopteri; Cyprinodontiformes; Goodeidae
Product: small G protein signaling modulator 3-like
Exons: 21
Coding region: 300-2564 (754 amino acids)
Molecular function (GO): protein binding
Source: RefSeq, a predicted model, not a curated record
UCGUCGCGGAAGGAUAUUUUGCACUGAAAGAUGUAGCUCCGGGAUGUAGAACAGGGAAAACCCUCCGGGUGUAGGAACACACAGGAGAUACACUUCGCCUUUGGCAGGUGCACAACGCAGAUAUAUCAUUAAUGAGAAGCGAGUGAUAUGGUGUUUUCCAUAUUCGACGUCAGAACGUAUUUUAAACUUAACCCGUAUCCCUGUCUUUUCACCAUGACAAUAUCACGACUGACCAUCACCUGAUGCGCCUUCAUUGUAUGAUCCUUUGUCUCUCUUGGUGACCCCAGCUAAGCAACAAAAUGUCUGGUACUUACACCCCGGCUCCUGGCGGAUCAUUUUCUGCUCUCACCCCAACCAUGUGGCCACAAGACAUUUUGGCCAAAUAUCAUCAAAAAGAUCCUGCAGAACAACCGGAACAACAGUAUGAUGAGUUUGGCUUCAGAAUAGAUAUUGAGGAGGAUGGGGAACCAAAGAUAAGGUUGGGCACCGAGGGCUCACCCCAGCGUGAAGAUCCUCAGCAGCGGCUUCGCUGGCAAGCCCACUUGGAGUUCACCCAUAACCACACAGUGGGGGACCUAACCUGGGAUCUCAUUGAAGCUGUCCUUCCACGGUCAGAGCGACUGCGUUCCUUGGUCCUUGGUGGUAUACCUCACAGUAUGCGGCCACAGUUAUGGACGCGUCUGUCUGGAGCACUGCAAAAGAAGAGGACCUCAGAGAUUUCCUACAAAGAAAUUGUGAAGAACAGCUCUAAUGAUGACACCAGCUCAGCUAAACAGAUAGAAAAGGACCUGUUACGGACAAUGCCAACCAAUGCCUGUUUCAGUACUCUAAACAGUGUUGGAGUCCCAAGACUGAGACGGGUACUGAGAGGGCUGGCAUGGCUCUAUCCAGAUAUUGGGUACUGUCAGGGCACUGGCAUGGUUAUUUCCUGCCUGCUGCUCUUUCUGGAGGAGGAAGAUGCACUGUGGAUGAUGUGUGCUUUGAUUGAGGACCUCCUUCCUCCAUCCUACUUCUCCACACUGCUGGGUGUCCAAACAGAUCAGAGGGUUCUCCGGCAGCUCAUCGUUCAGUACCUGCCUGCUCUGGACCACCUCCUUCAAGAGCAUGACAUAGAGUUGUCACUAAUCACGUUGCACUGGUUCCUGACCUCAUUUGCCAGUGUGGUGGACAUCCGUCUGCUCCUAAGGAUCUGGGAUCUGCUCUUUUACCAGGGCUCAAUAGUGCUCUUCCAGGUCACACUGGGUAUGCUCAAAAUUAAGGAGGAGGAGCUUGUAUCAUCAGAGAACUCAGCAUCCAUUUUUAACACUCUGUCAGACCUGCCAAGUCAAUUAAAAGAUGGGCCUGCAGUUCUCGGAGAGGCUAUGAGGAUAGCAGGGACGCUGUCCCAGGAAGCUUUGGAGGCUCAUCGUCACAAGCACCUUGCCUAUAUUCUUAAUGAACAGGCGCAGCUCAACAAUGGAAGCAAUUCAACACUCAAUAUUAAUCUCAAAAAGGUGGUGAGGAGACAGUCCCUGCGCAGGAAAUCCACUCUGACCUCUCUGCUGUUUGGGGAAGAUGAGGCUGAAGCCCUAAAAUCCAAAAACAUUAAGCAGACUGAGCUGGUGGCUGCUCUAAGGGAGGCUAUAGCUCGUGCUGCAGAACACUUCCACUGUUUAGACCCACGGCACUCCAGCACUGACCUGACCCCAGAUUACUCCAUGGAGAGCCACCAGCGAGAUCAUGAAAACUUUCUUGUGGUGUCUCGUAACAGACGGAAACGGGCAAAGGCUUUGUUGGACUUCGAACGUCAUGAUGAUGAUGAAUUGGGCUUCAGGAAGAACGACAUAAUAACUAUCAUCUCACAAAAAGAUGAGCACUGUUGGGUUGGUGAGCUCAAUGGCCUUAGAGGAUGGUUUCCAGCCAAGUUUGUGGAGAUUCUGGAUGAAAGAAGCAAGGAGUACUCAUUAGCAGGUGAUGACUCGGUGACGGAGGCAGUGACUGACUUGGUCAGAGGAACUCUAUGUCCCGCUCUGAAGGCCAUCUUUCAGCACGGACUAAAAAAACCCUCUAUACUUGGAGGGCCCUGUCAUCCGUGGUUAUUCAUAGAGGAGGCAGCUAGUAGGGAGGUGGAGAAAGACUUCAAUUCUGUCUACUCUAGACUGGUGCUUUGUAAAACAUACAGGUUAGAUGAAGAUGGAAAAGUCCUAACACCAGAGGAGUUGCUGUACAGAGCAGUGCAGUCCAUAAACAUGGGCCAUGACUCUGUACAUGCUCAGAUGGAUGUCAAAUUCAGGUCCCUUGUUUGUGUUGGCCUAAAUGAGCAGGUGCUUCAUCUGUGGUUGGAGGUGUUAUGCUCCAGCAUGGCUGCUGUAGAAAAAUGGUAUCAUCCAUGGUCAUUCCUUCGCAGUCCUGGUUGGGUGCAGAUCAAGUGUGAGCUCAGGGUCCUGUCAAAAUUUGCCUUCAGUCUCUCUCAAGACAGUGAGCUGCCUGACAAGAAAGUGGAGAAUAACCAGAAACCACUGAAGGAAGGCGUGCAGGAUAUGCUGGUGAAACAUCACCUCUUUAGCUGGGACAUCGAUGGCUGAACACACAACAAAAACAUCUGAUUUAACCUGUGUGCUGCAGUUUGGCAUUACGCUGGUGUAGAUUCUCAGUUAUCCAGUACAUUAGCCUAGGUGCUUCAGUAGAGCAGAUGGACUUCUCUUGUUUCUUCCUUUUACAUCUCACCCAAAAGGCUUUUUCAGUUCUGAACAUGCUUGGAAGUAACAGGCUUUUAAUUUGAGUCAGAACAACUGCCUGUUGUUUCCAACCAUGUUCAGAUUUCUUUAAAGAAACUAAAGGAGGUAUCCAGUUGCUUUCUACUUGAGCACUAAGGAUUGCAACUUGAUGUAUCUCAUGUCUUUUCAGCUGCUGAUUACAGCUACCCUGGUCACUUUGUUAAAGCGGCAUAGCUACCUUAACAUAUUCCCCCCCCCCCACCAGUCAUAAAGACUAAAAGCACCAAAGUAAUCCCAGUAAUCUGCUGUGGACAGACUACGGUCUGCGACAUACUUUAUUUUUUAUUUGUAUCCAGCAUUCAAGCUUUGGCCACUAGGUCACAAAAUAUUUGCAAGACAAACAUUCCUGCUGUACAGAAUAAUCUGUACGAGUAGGCCCUAAUAUUUCAUUAACACUACUUUGUGCACGAAUUGAAUACUGAUCACCUUAACAAGAUGUUUUAACAUCUUCCUCAGUUCUUUGUCCUGCGGUAAACUCCUCCAUCUUUAGGACCAAAAAGGAACAUUCCUAAUCAUGAGUUUGUAAAGAUAUAAGCUAUUUUUGCGAAGAAUGUUACUUUCCUCAGUACUCUGAAAUUCAUUAAAUAUGUCAUUCUGCCCGUGCCAAGUAAAGCCUUUCAGAUGAUCAUGACCUGUCUACUACCUUAAUGAGGGUAAUAAAAAUGCACUUGUAUCAUUUAAUAUAUACAAAGUACCGACUUUUGGUGUUGUGUCAAUACAGGUUACAUUAAAAUAUAUAUAUGUGA